Messenger RNA from Myripristis murdjan (pinecone soldierfish), 1268 nucleotides. RefSeq lists its product as uncharacterized. The record is from RefSeq and is a predicted model, not a curated record. Lineage: Eukaryota; Metazoa; Chordata; Actinopteri; Holocentriformes; Holocentridae. The transcript is spliced from 5 exons. The coding region runs from base 225 to 1268 and encodes 347 amino acids.
AGCAAGUAACCUUUAUAUGGGUAAGAUAAGACUUUAAACUUUCUGUCUCAUGGCUGAUUUCCCUUUUUGUACAACAGGUCCACAACAGAAGAAUUCAGGUGACAGGUUGCAAACUUGCAAUUUCCUGCCUUGGUUCCCUCUACUCAUUCUACAACUACAGUCAACUACACACCAGGUAAGUAACAAGUGUUAAGUAUUUGGAAGGAUUUCUGCUUAUUUUUAAGAUGCCGAGAAGAAGCAAGAGAGCCCAGGCUGCGCGCGUCCGCUGGACCAAGUUGGACCUUGAUGACACCCAGACGAGCUCACUCCGGACCAGUGAAGAGGCUGCAGGAGACCAGUCAAGGAAGAUGGACUUGGCAGAUCUUCAGACGAGCCAGCCUAUGACCACUCAACAGAUGCGUUGUCUGGAACAUCAGGAGCCUAGCAAGACCAAACCUGAAACUGAAAAUUCUGCCAGAGAACAUGCGCAAGUCACUGCUGAUGCACCCAGGGUAAUAUCUGUCCAGGCAUCCCAUUAUCAGGGUGACAACAGGUAUGAUCCGUUCUCGCGAAAUCACCAGUGCACAUGUAAUGCUCUCACAUUCCUAGCAUACCACAGUGAGGGAACACAUUUUCGUAAGAGCGAUCUUGACAGUGUGCUACAGGUUGGCGAUGCCUUGUACACGCGCGCUAAAAGGCAACUUAUUGCUGAGGGGAAGUUUCAAAGUGAGCACUUGACGAUGGAAGAAGUGCCCGUGAGUGUCACAACAAACAGACACACUUACAUUGUACAUAAGUCUGACGUACUAAUGGGAUCCCUUAGAGUCACUGGUAGGGGUGACUAUGCAGGUUGGUGGCUAAGUCUUUCUGAGAGACUUCAGUGUCUCUCAGCAGAUGUGACCCAUGCGUUGCUGACCAUCAGUCCACUGUGCAUUGCAGUGUUUAGGGACAGAUCUGGACGCUAUGGGUUUUUCGAUCCCCAUGCUAGAACAGCAGAGGGUUUGCCGGACCGUACAGGUAACGGAACUGCUGUUAUGCUUACAUUUACUCACCUGAAUGACAUGAUUGAGAGACUGCACAUGCUUUACCGACGCUGGGAGGAUAAUGAGCAGUAUGACUUCAUGCCAGUGAACUUUGAAAUGAUCGUGAUGAACUCUAAAGAUCCAUCACAGGACGUCUCCCUUCUAGAUCUGAAUUCACAGCCUGCUCCCCAGUGUCGAGUCACAGCAGUAGCUGACUCAGACUUCCCGGUCACCCCCCGCAGGGAUGCCGACAGCCCAACCUCUUAA